AUGGCUGAUGGACCUAUUGAAGAAAAAGUUGUGUGUGGUAGUGGAUUAAUUCACACGUUUUGUGCUUUUCGUUCCGAUCAAGAAUUUAAUGACGACGGCUUUUUUACUUAUUCAAGUACCGAGCAGAAGCGUGUAGAAGACCUUGUUAAAGAUGAAUACAUUUCAUUCGUUAAUGGAUUUAUGGACGAUGUUGAUGAUGGAUUGCCAUAUUCACCAACGCUCUAUCGUAAUUUACAUAUUCAGUAUUUGUGCAAUUCGCUGAAGGAGCUGGGAAAAUCUUACUCGAAUCUUUGCUCUUCAAGGACGUGGUUAUGUUACUGGGGUGUACAUAGUCUGCGCAUUCUUGAAGCUAAUAUCGACAGCCAACUAUUAUCAAAUAUUGUUCGAUUUAUUAAAACGUGUGAAUGGAAAGAUGGCGGAUAUGGAGUAGUUAUACCAAUUUUACAGCUCAAUUUUUUUGAAGGUGGACCGGGUCAAUAUCCACAUCUCGCUACUACUUACGCUGCGGUAAUGGCACUUGUUAGCAUCGGAACUGAUGAGGCUUUGAAAAGUAUAAAUAGGAAAACCCUGUAUAAUUUUUUGUUAUCUGUAAAAAAAGAAAAUGGAAGUUUUGAAGUACAUCGUGGUGGAGAAAUUGAUGUAAGAGGAUCUUAUUGUGCUUUAUCAGUUGCAUCAAUUACAAACAUUCUUGAUGAUAUACUGGUUGAAAAUACAGCCAGUUGGGUUAUAAGCUGUCAAACAUAUGAAGGUGGUUUCGGGUCAUCAAGAUGUUGCGAAGCGCAUGGUGGGUAUACUUUUUGCGGUGUUGCAUCACUGUUGCUAUUAGAUAAAGCAGUCUUAAUCCAUACUAGUUCAUUAUUUAAGUGGUUAUCUCAAAAACAGAUGAAGUAUGAAGGUGGAUUCCAGGGCCGUUCGAACAAAUUGGUUGAUGGUUGCUAUAGCUUUUGGCAGGGAGCAGUUUUUCCCAUGCUUGAAUUUGCAAUGAAUAAAUCAUCUAUUUUGGAUGGAUCCUUUGACGCUAAAGCUCUGCAAGAGUUUAUUCUUAUUUCCUGCCAAGAUAGUAGAGGUGGAUUGCGGGAUAAACCGGACAAGCCUCGAGAUUUAUAUCAUACAUGUUAUACACUAAGUGGAUUGUCUAUUGCACAACAAUAUACGCGGAACGAUAUUGUGGGCGGUGUGCAAAAUUUGGUCGCAGAAAUAUCGCCAGUCUAUAACGUUUGUGAAAAGUACGAGAAACAAGCUCGAGAGUAUUUUUCUCGUCUUCAAACUCUUUAA
Dracunculus medinensis (Guinea worm) is the source of this 1275-nucleotide messenger RNA. NCBI's taxonomy places the organism in Eukaryota, Metazoa, Nematoda, Chromadorea, Rhabditida, Dracunculidae. The record is from the annotation of a GenBank genome assembly.